AUGGCGAAUAGAUUAAAAACUUAGAUUCAAUUUAGUGAUGAUGCUCCUAUUCCUUAAAUGGAUGAACCAGAAGUAUGCAAAAGAUUUGAAGACUAUUACUAAUGUCUUUAAACUUUAGGUAUAAAAUUGAUGAAUAUUUUAAAGGACAAGGAGCACAUGCAAUAGUUAAGAUAGCAAAGAAGAAAAACACAGAAGAGAUUUAUGCUGUAAAAAUAGUUAGAUCAGGAGAUUAGGAGAUUUAGAAUAAUGUUAAACGAACAUUCAAUAAUACAAGAUGUCUUAGACAUCAAAACAUUGCUCAAGACAUAGAACUUUAUAUUAAUGAGAAGAUGGAAACCUCAUAUCUAGUAAUGGAAUACUGUAAGUUCCCAAGUUUAGAAAGUAUAAUUAAGAAAAGACCUCUUACUCUUGAUGAGUUGAAGGUUGUGAUAAAACAACUUCUCUUAGGAAUUUAGCAUGCUCAUUCUAAAGGAAUUUGUCAUAGAGAUUUAAAGCCAGAUAAUAUUCUAGUUAAUUUAGAAGAGGAUAGUUAGCCUCCUCAUGUAAAAAUUGUUGAUUUUGGAGUUUCAAGAAGGUUCUCAUCAAAAGGAUAAGAAAUUGAAAUGGCAACAAAAACGGGUAAUAUCUUUUAUUGUGCACCAGAGAUAUAUCAUAGUGUUAGUUAUUCAAAGGAAGUUGAUAUUUGGGCAAUAGGUGUGAUUACUUAUUAGUGUAUUUUCCAAAAAUUACCAUUGCAUUCAAAUGAAUUAUCAGAUUUUAUAGAAUUGUUGGAUAAUCAAAAUGAAUGGAGAUUUUAAGAAUCAUUAAAUACACUUGAAUAACCAUUAAGUAAUUUGAUAAUGGCAAUGUUAAAUCCUAAUAAAAGUGAGAGAAUCACUGUAGAUGCUGCUUUAUAACAUCCAUUUUUUUAAAUUAGUACUAUUUAAGAUGUGAUGGUUUUUUUAAACAAAUUAAAUUUUGUUUAGGAUAAUUGUUGUAGAUGUAGAUCAUUACACUCUAGUCUAAAGUUAGAUGAUUAAACAUGGGGGAAUGUUAUUUAAAAAUUAUAAAAUAGUUAAAAUAACGAUAGAGUUGAUGAAAUUUUGAUAGAGGAUCUUGUUAAAAGUUUUAAUGAUAUACAUAUCAUUUAAAAGCAUGGUGAAUAAUGUGGUCUUAUACAAUUGAUGAAUUCAAUUACUAGUAGCACAGCACUUAUGAGUAGAUUAGGAUCAAAAUAAGAACUACUAGAUAGAAGUUGUGGAUAGUAAUUUAGUGGAUCUUAAAGUAUUAAAUUAUAUUUACUUAGAUAAAUUGUGUAAUGAAGACUAAUAGGAUAAUAUGAAUAAAAUCUAAAAUAGUAUUGUAUUGAAGGAAGAAUAGUAAUUAACUAAUAAUAAUAAUAAAUUUCUUACUUAAUUGGGUGCACAUUUAGAUAGAAGCAUUGAUGUUAUGCCAUAUGAUGGUUUUAUGAUUUAAUCUAAAUAUACUCCUCAAUAAGAUUAAUAAGGAAUUCUUAAAAAACCUUCAAACUUUGACAAAGAUAUAUUUGGGGGACUUUAUAUAAAAGAAGUCGAUGAAACAACAGAAGACUAUUUUUGA
Molecule: messenger RNA, 1578 nt
Organism: Paramecium pentaurelia
Lineage: Eukaryota; Ciliophora; Oligohymenophorea; Peniculida; Parameciidae
Source: the annotation of a GenBank genome assembly